Molecule: messenger RNA, 942 nt
Organism: Theileria equi strain WA
Lineage: Eukaryota; Apicomplexa; Aconoidasida; Piroplasmida; Theileriidae
Exons: 1
Coding region: 244-942 (232 amino acids)
Biological process (GO): mRNA splicing, via spliceosome
Cellular component (GO): nucleus; U4/U6 x U5 tri-snRNP complex; spliceosomal complex
Molecular function (GO): zinc ion binding; nucleic acid binding
Source: RefSeq, a predicted model, not a curated record
AGACAAAUUGCUCUGAUAUCCCAUAUAAGGCACAAUAGUUUUGUGAUAUCGUGCCAUGUAGCUCGAUUUGGUCUACCGUCCACACGUCGAGCCGAUUCCCUCCCUAGGCGUCCUAUCGCAGUGUACUCUAUAGAGGAGAGUAUAACAUAAAUUUUUCAAAUAUACUCGGUAUCACAUCCUAAAUUCAUACUGGAAGUUUAAUCCGGUUCUGUACAUUAAUACGCCAAGCUUUGAACAAAGACCAUGGCGAAGGAGUCCGAUGCUGCAGAGGCAGCACCUGCUUCCAAGGUGGACGACUUGGGAAGGAAAGUCUGGGAUCGCUCAUACUACUCGGAAAAGGCCGCUGGGAAGACUGGACGAACUGGAGAUGAAGUAGAGCAAGCAAUCUCCACCCUUCUUCCUGAUCCCAGAAGGUCCGUAGUACACGUUCCAGCCGUCCGCGAAAAUCUUAAAAGAAGGACACAAACCGUAGAUUUAACCAAAAACCUAGGGAGAUCGGAAGUAAUAAAUGCAUUAGCGCCAAAAUCGCAACAAGGCGGAUUCUACUGUGAAGUCUGUGACUGUCUAAUCAAGGAUUCCCAAGCAUAUCUGGACCAUCUCAAUGGAAGGAAACAUAAUAGGUUACUAGGAAUGACCAUGAGGGUCGAAAAGGUCGAUUCAAAAACAGUGGCUGCAAAAUUACGCAGUCUGGCCAGCCAAGAUCUGGUAGCCAAAAAAACUAGGGAAGAAUUAGAAAAGGAAGCUCAGGAACGUAUCGAAGAAUUAGAAAUGUACGAACGAGAAAUGCGCGAAAAAAGGCGACUCUUGAAAAAGAAAAAACGAACAAAAGAUGAAGAUGUAAAGUCCCAAGAUAUUAAACAACCAAAGGUUGAACCGGAUGUUGACAUCACACCAGAAAUGGAAGCAAUGAGGGCAUCUGGAUUACCAAUUAGCUUCUCCUAA